This is a messenger RNA of Impatiens glandulifera, 837 nucleotides long. Its product is annotated as protein LURP-one-related 15-like. The record is from RefSeq and is a predicted model, not a curated record. The transcript is spliced from 3 exons. The coding region runs from base 48 to 692 and encodes 214 amino acids. NCBI's taxonomy places the organism in Eukaryota, Viridiplantae, Streptophyta, Magnoliopsida, Ericales, Balsaminaceae.
CCCAAAAUCAAAGUCAGAAACCAACAAUUCCCUUCUGCUUCUCUUUCAUGGCGCAUCCCAUUCCAGUGCCGGCUCCAUCGCCAAGCUACACCGCCAUAACGAGUCCGAUUGCGGUGGUGGGACCUCAAUACUGCAUAACAGAGUAUCCAAUUGACCUUGUGAUUGUGAGAAAGGCCAUGGCUUUAAGCCUUGGCAAUUUCACCGUAACGGAUAUAAAAGAGAAUAUCAUGUUCAAAUUGGAAGCUCAAUGGUCUCUUCAUGACCAUCGGAUCCUUCGUGAUCCAGCUGGAAAUCCAAUUGUCACUCUCCGACAAAAGAUCAGAUCAAUGCAUGGGAGAUGGCAAGUGUUCAGAGGAGAAAGCCGUGAGGAGAAAGACCUUCUCUUCACAGCUAAAACGACCUCAUGGCUGCAAUUCAAGACAAAGAUGGACGUUUUCUUGGCAAAUAACACCAAACAGGAAACCCCUGAUUUUAGGCUGGAUGGCAGUUAUUCUGAGAGUUCCGGCGUUAUCUACGCCGGAGACGGCGAGUCCAAAGCCAUUCUUGCCCAGAUGCAUAAGAAGGAGACUGUCAAGAGUGUAUUGCUGGGGAAGGACAACUUCAGAGUGACGAUCUAUCCAAACGUUGAUUAUGCCUUCAUCGUCGCACUCAUCGCCAUUCUUGACGACAUUGAUACAUCUGAUGGUUCUUAAUUAUCUAAAUUAUUAUUGUUAUUAUUUAUACACUUCUGUUUGUCUUAUUUACCUCAUUAUAAGAGGAGGACCUUAUGUUUUGGCAUAUGUAUGUUUGUCUCUAUGAUUAAUUUAUAUAUGGAUCCUAUCUAUUGUGUUUGUCAAA